GCAUUGCGUAUGGCCAAGUUUACGCUACAGCAUUAGCGACUACCUACUAUGCCGCCAUUAUGGCACUGACAAUCAAAUACUUACUCGCCUCCUUCACGCCAUUGCUACCUUGGGCGACAUGUCAGCCGGAAUGGGGCGCCAAUUGUGCGUCAAUCACCACCUACAACUCCAGCGUAAUUGGCAAUACAUCUCAUGAGAAAUUGGUCUCCUCAGCAGAGUUGUAUUUCACCAAGGUAGUGCUGCGCGAAAAGGAUAAUAUUGAAGAUGGUAUCGGGGCGCCAAGUUUGGAUCUUGUGAUCUAUUUAUUUCUGGUAUGGGUUUUGAUUGCAGUUACUUUGAUUAAAGGCAUUCAAAGCUCCGGCAAAGCUUCGUAUUUUCUAGCCUUAUUUCCUUAUGUCGUACUUUUUAUUCUACUCGGGCGCGCACUAACUUUGCCUGGCGCCUGGGAUGGUAUAGUUUACUUCCUAAAACCGCAAUGGGAUCAGCUACUUAAUCCUGAGGUUUGGUAUGCUGCUAUUACACAGAUGUUCUUUUCGUUAGCCAUCUGCUUUGGCACGCUAAUCAUGUAUGCUUCAUAUAAUAAUUUUCAUAAGCGCGUUCACAAGGACGUAAUGAUCGUGACGACAAUAGACUCCAUUACCUCAAUACUCGCUGGUUGUGUUAUCUUCGGCAUACUUGGCAAUCUCGCGCUGGAAACCAACAACACAGAUAUAUCGAAAGUGGUUAAGGGUGGUGCAGGCUUGGCUUUCAUCUCAUAUCCAGAAGCUAUAGCAAAAUUUAAAUAUUUACCGCAAUUUUUUGCUGUGCUCUUCUUCUUCAUGCUCCUCGUAUUAGGUAUCGGCAGUAAUAUUGGCAUGUCUUCGUGUGUUAUAACAGUAUUUAAGGAUCGUUUUGAUCACAUACCACAAUGGGCAAUCACAAUCGGAUUCGCAAUCUGCAGCUUCCUUUGUGGCCUGAUCUAUACAACACCUGGCGGACAAUAUCUACUGAAUUUGGUGGAUUUCUUUGGUUGUUCAUUCAUUGCACUUUUUUUGGCCAUAGGCGAGAUUGUGACUAUUUCAUGGAUUUAUGGCGUCAAACGCUUCUGCAAGGACAUUGAGUUCAUGUGCAAUCUAAAGACCGGGUUCUAUUGGCGCAUCUGUUGGGCCAUUUUCACACCUGGUCUCAUGUUUCUCGUGCUUGUCUAUACGCUGAUCAACUACAAACCGCUUGAAUAUAAGGGUAUGGAGUAUCCGGAAUAUAUUUACAAUAUUGCUUGGCUGAUAUGGCUCAUUGGUGUGGGUCAACUGCCCUUUUGGGCUUUAUAUACCGUCUACAAGCAGCCGGGCAAUACUUUUAUGCAGAAAUUCAAUCGAGCCAUAAAACCAAAGUCCAACUGGGGUCCAGCGUCAGCUGAGCAAUUGGAAAAGUAUAUACUAUUUAUGAAAAAUUCACAGAAUCACAACCCUGAACAUGGUUGGACGUCGCGAAUUUAUGAUAACAUUUUCGGUUGAUUUCAAUCGAUUGAUUUUGUUUAUGUUUUUGAAGUACUUAAGUGCCUGAUUAACUCAAAUACACAGUUUUAUUAAGGAAAAAAGAAAUGCAAAGUUUUUAGUUU
This is a messenger RNA of Rhagoletis zephyria (snowberry fruit fly), 1597 nucleotides long. Its product is annotated as sodium-dependent nutrient amino acid transporter 1-like. Gene Ontology annotation, molecular function: amino acid:sodium symporter activity; L-amino acid transmembrane transporter activity. Lineage: Eukaryota; Metazoa; Arthropoda; Insecta; Diptera; Tephritidae. Gene Ontology annotation, cellular component: plasma membrane. Gene Ontology annotation, biological process: sodium ion transmembrane transport; nitrogen compound transport; amino acid import across plasma membrane. The record is from RefSeq and is a predicted model, not a curated record.